GUGUGAAAAUCUCGGAGGGCGCACCAGUUCGCCUCCAAAACCAAACUGAACGAACUGGUGCUUGUGUCUACAAUGAGAUAAUAAAGAAACAAAAUAAGCUAUUAUUACUCACACAGCAAAAAGGCAAGAACGAAGCUUUCAAUGCAAAAGUUAAUACACUCCAGGCAUAACUAUGGACAGAGUAUGUAAAUAUGUACAUUAAUGAAUUUGUAUAUAUGUAUGUACCUUAAUGUGUAUGGAAUUAAAAAUCAAAAGCGGUCUAGCGAGAAAACAAAACGAUUCGCAAAAAUAAUGAUUAGUAAAGCACAGAAUUGAAAAAGACAACACUCCUAAAGCAUUUUUAUACUAGCGCUCUUUGGCGUAGAUGAGCGCGUGGCGAUGGUAGACAAAUUUAAAGCGCGCGGCGUCCUAUAAUUCAGUCGGUGUUUGGAGAAGGUCGGUUCAGGUUCGGUUCAGUGCUUUGAUUGUGGGUGAAGAGCGGGCAUGUUUUUCUAAUUGUUAUCCACAAACUGCCAAAUUUUAGCAUCAUAAUUAUUUUCAAAUGCGCUUCUAAAAAUUUUUUAAAAGAAGUAAAUAUAGAACAAAUAUUUAUUUAUUUAUCGAAGUGCGGGUUGUGCAAAAACUGAAGGACAUUUGCUGUCGAAAAAAGUAGCGGAGCUGUUCAUAGUAGAGUAAAUCACUCAAAUAUGGAGCGUAUACUGCGUGGUAUUAUGCGUUAUCGGAAUACGACGCGCGAACAGAUGGUGAAAGAAUUCCAAAAAGUCCGUGAUCAUCCGGAGCCUAAAGCUGUUUUCUUUACUUGCAUGGACAGUCGGAUGAUACCGACGCGUUACACGGACACGCACGUCGGCGAUAUGUUUGUAGUGCGUAACGCCGGAAAUGUGAUACCACAUGCUCAUCAUUUCCAGGAUGAAUAUUUCAGUUGCGAGCCCGCGGCACUGGAAUUGGGCUGCGUCGUCAACGAUAUACGACAUAUAAUCGUGUGCGGCCAUAGUGAUUGUAAAGCGAUGAACUUACUAUAUAAGUUGCAAUGUGAGGAUUAUGCGUCACAACUUAAUCGACGUCUAUCGCCACUUCGCUCCUGGAUGUGGACACACGCCAGCAGAAGUCUCGAACAUUUCAAGACCUGGAAAGAAAACGGAAUGAAAGGACCUUUGGUAUUCUCCUCUGAAACACCAUUACGUCGUUUUGUCGCUUAUAUCGAUCCAGAAGAUAAGUUUGCCGUAGAAGACAAAUUGUCACAGAUACACACCCUGCAACAGUUGUCCAAUGUGGCUUCGUAUGGCUUCUUAAAACCACGACUUGAGUCACAUGAUCUUCAUGUACACGCGUUAUGGUUUGAUAUUUACACUGGUGACAUCUAUUACUUUAGUCGUGGUGCAAAACGUUUUGUUCAAAUCGAUGAAAGCACAGUGGGCAAGCUGACAGAGGAAGUGCGUCGUUACUACUCAUGACAACCUCAACUAAAUGUACGCAUGCAUGAGACUGGUAUAGGCUCCUUAAUAAUUGCAUGCUGACUGUGAUAGGAAUUUGAAUAUUUUGCACCUGAAUGCAAACUGAAUACCUGUACAUUACAGGCCAAUAUUUUUGAAUUUGAAUUUGUUUAAUUUCUUAUGUACACUACUUAAUAUGUGAAUGAGUGAGUAGAAUUUGCACAUAUUAGUGUACAUAUGUACAUAUAUAUAUAUAUAUAUAUAGAGGGAUAAGGGCAUUAAAAAUGACCGAUGUACAGAAAUUUUAUAUGGAAAGUUAGUAAGAAACACUUAAACUUAGUAAUCAAAGAAACGCUUAUGUAGAUGUAAAAAGUAUUUAUUAACCGCUUACAUUAACGUAUAGAUAGCAUAAUGCAGUAGCUUUACACAUCAUUAUUGUAACUAUAAAAAUAUGUGGCAUAUAUGUAUGUAUGAAGACAUUUCUGUACUGUAAACAUUAAAUUUAUAAUAAAGAGCGCAAAUUCUUUCAACUUUCA
This is a messenger RNA of Rhagoletis zephyria (snowberry fruit fly), 1969 nucleotides long. It is a transcript of the gene CAHbeta, whose product is annotated as carbonic anhydrase beta. The record is from RefSeq and is a predicted model, not a curated record. Gene Ontology annotation, molecular function: zinc ion binding; carbonate dehydratase activity. NCBI's taxonomy places the organism in Eukaryota, Metazoa, Arthropoda, Insecta, Diptera, Tephritidae.